UUUCUUCUCCAGUCCCCUCCAUCUUUCUCUCAGAACAAAGCCGAACGCAUAAAAACCCAGAAAGCUCCUUACUAGGGUUUUUUAACGACCGUUCCGUUUGGGGACAAUGAUAUAGGACCCAAAUAGUAAUCUGGGUCUGUUCUUUUAUGCCGGAAAAGCAGAAGGAUAUAAAUAAAAGGGCAGAGAAAUGGGUCAGGCAUUUCGUCGAGCGACUGGUAGGCUUCGAUCGGUGGACCGAUCACAGCCCACAAAAACAAGGAGACCUUUGCGUCCCACCGAAGAACAGAAUAUUUCCAGAGCUUCCCAGCAUGAAGAUCUCGAUCAUGGAAGAGUUACGAGAAGCAAUCCUGAGAAUGUACUGGAAAAAAGAGAUCCCAAGUAUGACGCAAUGCUUAGUCAAAUGGUGGGUAGGAUUUCAGCUAAACCUGGUGGCAAACUUGAGAUGGGUGAGGCAUUUGUGACCGAAAAUCCUACCAGACCCUUGCCAAAAUUGCAGAAUACGACGACAGAGUCAGUAAGGUAUGAAGACAAGCCCACACCUCCAGGAACCUUGAAUGUAAAACAGCUACAACACAUUAUGUUUUUGCAUCAGGGCAAGGCUGAUGAUCAUGAUGGUCCCAUGGAUGUUAAUCGGAUUGCAGAGAAGUUCAGACUGGAUGUUGCUCAGGUCCAAACGAUCCUGCAAUUCAUAUCCCUUCCUCCAGAGGACAACACCAAGUCCAAAAAACACCAAUAAAGAACUCUCGACUUUCAUUUUCCUCUUAUUUAGGAGUUGGAUUUUGUCUUGGAUAAAGUGCGGUUUAUAUAAAAACUCAAGUAUGUCAUUUGACAAAGUAGUUCAUAUUUGGAAUGUUUUGGAUGUUCACACUGAUAGGUAUACUGUAUGAUGAAUUUAUGAUGUAAUUUUUUUCUUUUUCUUAUUUUGAAGAAAAUAAUAGAGAGAUGGGUGCUUUAC
Molecule: messenger RNA, 955 nt
Organism: Hibiscus syriacus
Lineage: Eukaryota; Viridiplantae; Streptophyta; Magnoliopsida; Malvales; Malvaceae
Exons: 3
Coding region: 188-736 (182 amino acids)
Source: RefSeq, a predicted model, not a curated record